Bipolaris sorokiniana ND90Pr is the source of this 225-nucleotide messenger RNA. RefSeq lists its product as uncharacterized. The annotation marks the transcript as partial. The record is from RefSeq and is a predicted model, not a curated record. The transcript has a single exon. NCBI's taxonomy places the organism in Eukaryota, Fungi, Ascomycota, Dothideomycetes, Pleosporales, Pleosporaceae. Gene Ontology annotation, molecular function: nucleic acid binding.
AUACAGCUCUUUACGCUACCACCGUACACUACACAUCUCCUCCAACCGCUUGACAUUAGCUGUUUUCACCCACUCAAUUGGAAUUACGGCCGCUGCUUAGAGUGGGUGUUUUGUACGGGCUCAAAAGACGUCAACAAAGCAGACUUUCUGGCGACUCUUGCUGAGAUUCAGCGCCUUACCUUCACGCGCACCACUAUACAGAGCGGCUGGCGGCGAACUGGUCUU